AUGAAGGGAAUCAUCGCAUUUGUGAGCUUAGUCGGACUAGUGCAGUCGCUAUCGUGGGAGUGGGAAGAUUUUAAAAUCACCCAUUCCAAGGUAUACAAGGACGAAGACGAGGAACAGCUGCGUUACUACAUCUUUCAAACGAACAGGGAAAUAAUGAAAUUGCACAACGAACGUUUUGCAGCCGGUAAAGAAACCUUUAAGAUGGGUGUUAAUCAGUUUUCCGAUUUAUUGACUGAGGAAUUCGAGAAGCUCAUAUUAAGUGACUACAAUAUGACCCAGGAGGAUGAUAAAGAUGCCGACUAUUUGGUUUACGAUCCUCCUGCCAAUCUUCGAAUUCCACCGAGCAUUGAUUGGCGUACAAAGGGUGCAGUAACUGAAGUUAAGAACCAGAAGCAUUGUGGUUCCUGUUGGGCUUUUGCUGCUGUAGCCACACUGGAGGGUCAACAUUUCCUCAAGACAGGCAGACUUGUAGCACUCUCAGAGCAGAAUCUUGUAGAUUGCUCUACGAGUGAUAAUGGAUGCCAUUACGGAUCAAAACAAAGUGCUUUGAUAUAUGUUAAGAAGAACCAUGGAUUAGAUACUGAAGAAUCAUAUCGCUACAAAGCAAAACAAAUGCAUUGUCAGUUCAAAAGGUCACACAUAGGCGCCACAGUCAAGGACAUCGUGUACGUAAAGAAAAAUAGUGAAUCAGCACUGGCAGCAGCUGUUGCAACAAAAGGUCCCGUUGCCGUGUCCGUAGAUGCCACACACAUGCAUCAUUACAAAAGUGGAGUUCUGCGAAAGCCUUGCCACAAGCUAACAAAUCAUGCUGUGACUGUUGUGGGCUAUGGUAAAGAUAAACACUUAGGAAAGUACUGGUUGAUUAAGAACUCCUGGGGCUCUAAUAUUGGCGAACAUGGAUAUGUUCGCAUGGCGCGCGAUGACAACAACUUAUGUCACAUUGCCAGCAGUGCUUUGUAUCCAUUGGUGUAA
Messenger RNA from Drosophila nasuta, 972 nucleotides. Its product is annotated as cathepsin L-like. NCBI's taxonomy places the organism in Eukaryota, Metazoa, Arthropoda, Insecta, Diptera, Drosophilidae. Bases 1 to 972 code for a protein of 323 amino acids. Gene Ontology annotation, molecular function: cysteine-type peptidase activity. The record is from RefSeq and is a predicted model, not a curated record. Gene Ontology annotation, biological process: proteolysis. The transcript has a single exon.